This is a messenger RNA of Rhodamnia argentea, 2731 nucleotides long. Its product is annotated as serine/threonine-protein kinase ATG1c-like. Gene Ontology annotation, molecular function: protein serine/threonine kinase activity; ATP binding. Gene Ontology annotation, cellular component: cytoplasm. Lineage: Eukaryota; Viridiplantae; Streptophyta; Magnoliopsida; Myrtales; Myrtaceae. The transcript has 13 exons. The coding region runs from base 232 to 2412 and encodes 726 amino acids. Gene Ontology annotation, biological process: peptidyl-serine phosphorylation; autophagy. The record is from RefSeq and is a predicted model, not a curated record.
UCAUUCUCUCCCCCUCUUCUCUUCCUCUUUCCCUCUGGCGUCGUCAAUUCUCGUUCCAUUCUCCUUCCCAACCUCGUCGCCGCCGCCCUUGGAAGUUCCGGGGCGCAAGGUCCGAAAUCCACGUCUCCCAGUGCCCGAUAAGCUCAUCGCCUAGCUCCGAUUCGCCGGUUCCGGCCGAGCUCGGCGUCCCGAUCGAUUCUAGGGUUUUUGUUGUCGUGGUAGGCGCGGGCGAUGGCGCAAUCGGCGGGGAGAGGGAGGGUGGUCGGGGAUUACCUGGUGGGCCGGCAAAUCGGGUCGGGGUCGUUCUCCUUGGUGUGGCACGCGCGGCACCGGGUCCACGGGACGGAGGUCGCGAUCAAAGAGAUUGCCACGAGCAAGCUCAGCAAGAAGUUGCAGGACAGCCUCCGGUCCGAGAUAUACAUACUGAAGAGGAUUAACAAUCCGAACAUCAUCCACUUGUUCGAUAUCAUUGAGGCCCCUGGGAAAAUACAUCUUGUACUGGAAUACUGCAAAGGUGGUGAUCUUUCCAUGUAUAUUAAUCGCCGCGGAAGAGUUCCUGAAUUGAUUGCUAAACACUUCAUGCAACAGCUAGCAACCGGUCUACGAGUUCUCCAUGACAAUAGGCUUAUACACCGGGAUCUGAAACCACAGAAUCUCCUUCUAUCCACCAAUGAUGAAUGUUCUGUAUUAAAGAUUGCGGAUUUUGGAUUUGCAAGAUUAUUGCAACCAAGAAACCUUGCAGAAACUCUUUGUGGUUCGCCUCUUUACAUGGCACCGGAGAUCAUGCAACUUCAAAAGUAUGAUGCUAAGGCAGAUCUCUGGAGUGUUGGUGCAAUAUUGUAUCAGCUUGUGACUGGGAAAACCCCAUUCACUGGGAACAACCAAUUACAGUUGCUUCAGAACAUUAUGAAACCAACAGAGUUGCAGUUUCCUCCUGAAAGUAUGGAUCUAAGCUUUGACUGCAAAGAUUUGUGCCAGAAGUUGCUUCGCCGUAAUCCAGUUGAACGGUUGACUUUUGAAGAGUUCUUCAACCACUCAUUUCUGUCCCAGAAGCAACCCGAUGGUUCUUUGAGAACUGGCAAGUUUUCAAGAACCAUGGAUAGUUUUCCUUUGUCAGAGUCUGACCCUGUGAAGAACGUAGAGGAAUCAGUUCAUGAUGAUUGUUUUCCCUUUUUUCUUGAUGAUGAUUGUAAUGGUUCAGUUAGGAGUCCAUCCUUUUCAAAUAGGAGGACCUCAACACAGUUGAUUGAGGGAGUAGCUGAUCCAAAGAUUGAUAAGAGAGAAUCGCUGUGCGCUGCUUUUGGUUACAUGGAUCAGAACUCACUGAACAGUAGUAGCAGCAACAUGAAGAUGGAUAAUGAUAGCUUUAGGCCUGACACUCAUAGAAAUUCUGAUGCAAAACCAAAUGAUCCUUUGCUGGACCAAAGACCAGUGAACACUCGCUCGAGAGUUGCAGACUCUAUGGAGUUGAUUGAUGACUAUGUUCUAGUUCCUGGACCUCCUUUGGAUGUCUCAUCUUCCUCUCUUAGUGCUUCUAAGACGAGUCAGUUUCCAUUCAAAUCAGAUAGUCCACCUCAGGCAUCUCAUGAAGUGGCUCCCCCGUCAAGUGUCCCAGUGCCAAUUGGUCCUUUAAGUAGGGGUAACAUUUUCCGAACUGGAAGCAUUGGAAAUCCUACAGUUGCUCAAGGGACUUCAUUUGAAUCCAUGGAUAAUGUAGAUGCCUUCGAAAAGCCAUUGUCCCACUGUAUGACGAGAAUUACGUCAUUGCAACAGUUUGCAUCUAUCAUCAAGCAAUUAAUGAACGAAAAGAUGGAGAAGAGAGAGCAUUUGGAAGCAUUUUCAAUCCAGCUUGUUAUUCUUGCUAUAUGGAAACAAGCAUUGAACAUAUGCCAUACAGAGGCUGCAUCUGCUAUGGAAGGAAGCCCCAGCCCAGUGACUAUGAGAUUAAGGAGGAGCUGCGACAAAAAUCAUUGCAGUUCCAGCUUGGAAGUAUGUAGUAAUGCUUACAACACUUUUGGGCCAGAAGAGGUUUCCACCCAUAUUGAGGGUGAAUUUCUUCGGGAAGUGGAGCAUGCUGAGGAACUUGCGAAGGUUAUUGAACCAGGAAGUACAGAAAUGCCGGAUGCAAUGGAGGCAAUAUUUCAAUUUGCUCUUGCUCUUGGCAGACGUGGGGGUGUUGAUGAGCUUAUGGGUGAUACAGAAACUGCAGAAUCAUUGUAUUCAAAGGCAGUGCAGUUAUUACUCUUUCUUCUAGUGGAGGCGCCGACACUUAUCCUCAAUCCACCUUUCUCCCUCACUAACUCAGAUCAAUAUAGGCUUCGUAAUUACAUUGAUUUUCUUAAGAGCAGGCAAAUUCAUUUAAGGUCGGGCAUGGCUCUUCACAAAAGUGAAGACCAGCAAUGCCGCACGUAGACAAUGAUGAAGUUACUUUACUUCUCUCCAAUAACUUCGCUCCUGUUACGACAGUGUGAAAUAAUUUAUCUGUACAGUUAUUCUUCUUGUGACUGGGUGAAGUUGGCAGGAGAGGAUUUGUAAAUAGGAUGGAGGAUGAAAAAUUCUCAGAAGUUCCGCGCAGAAAUUAUCAAAAUGCCUUGUUUUCAUCGGAGGUGUUUCAGCCAGUCAUUAUAUUCCUUAAGAUUCAGAUAGUUUUUUCAUUGUAAGCACCACAAUUCGACUUGUACCCAUUAAUUUCCAUCCGACGAAGAUGUAAAGGUACUAUUCUGUGCUCAAA